CGUAUAAACGAGUCAGUUUUCGGCCGGCCCCUACACCGACCACUCCUGUUUCGCUGCCAAAAGUGUGAAAAGGACAAAACAUGACUCAAUCUGUGACGUCAUUUGUGAUUUUGAGUGCGUUCGUUGUUCAAAUAUUGGCACAGAGUGAUCCAACAGUGACGAUCGCUCAAGGCACCGUUGUAGGUGCGAAGGCGACGGAUGGCGGUGACUACAACAUAUUUUACGGCAUACCCUACGCCGGCAAUCCGGCAAAUGAAAAUAGAUUCAAGGCGCCUCCUCCCGCUCCAUCAUUCCCGGGACCCUUUAUUGCUCAUGACUCAUCAGUUCAAUGUGCACAACCUACAACAUCAGGACUGUUAGGAGAAGAAAACUGCCUUGUUGUCAAUGUUUACACCAAAAAUUUCACAACGCCAAAACCAGUAAUGGUAUGGAUUGACGGGGAGGAGUACACCACUAUGCCGAACCACGGCAAAUACUCAUUCAGGCAAUUAGUGGAGAAAGACAUAGUCGUCGUGUCUAUAAACUACAGACUCUCUAUCUUUGGAUUCCUCUGCUUGGGGGUGGAGCAAGCCCCCGGGAACGCUGGACUAAAGGAUAUUAUCGCUGGACUUCAAUGGAUCAACCAAAAUAUCGCACCUUUCGGAGGAGACCCUAACAACGUCGUCCUUUUUGGUCAUGGAUCAGGGGCAGCCAUGGUGGAUCUAGUGACACUGUCUCCACUGUCGGAGAACUUAGUGCAUAAAGCAAUAGCAUCUAGUGGGACGUCUCUCGCUCCCUGGGCAGUCGCAUACAAACCCGUCGAAUACGCAGAGCUGGUCGGACAAAAACUUGAGUACACGGGAAAAUCGAAAGAUGAACUAGCAAAGUUACUAGCAGAAACAAACAUAAACACACUCGGAGCUGCCCUAUCGGGAUUCAAAUUCUUGAACAAUACUCCACUGUUCGCUCCUUGCGUUGAAGACCCGAAACUGGAAUCCAACAGUACAAUCGGGACAUUCUUGUCUGAUGCCCCAAUCAACAUUAUCAGAUCUGGCAAUUACAGACAUGUGCCUUUUAUUACCGGCUACGCCAACAGAGAAGGUACUCUUAGAGCAAUAGAAGCGCUAAUUGAAAAUUGGUUUGAACAAAUGAACGCUAACUUUACAAAUGCAUUGCCAGUAGAUUUGUCGAACAGACUUGACAUAACGCCGAAUGUUACUAAUUUCUAUUUCGAUGGGCGUAUGAAUCUAGGUAACAUCGAAGACUUUUUUGACUUUGAAGGAGAUACAAUGUUUCUGAUUUCAACUAUAAGAGCUGCAUAUGAAAGGGCUUUAACAUCUAAAGCUCCAGUAAGGCUUUAUGAAUUCUCAGUCCGAGGCAGUUUGAAUUCUGAUUGGACAUUCCCCGGAACGACUGUCACCGGCGCUACGCACCGCAGCAUUCUGAAAUAUAUCUUCAACUACGACUUGUCAACCAGCUUAACAGAUGCUACUGCUCAAUCGGCUCUUAUAAGACGAUGGGUUGCAUUUGCAUCUACUGGAAUACCAACUACAUCACCGUUACUUCCUCUGGGCUCUUCAGUUUGGGAUCCUGUCUCAGCAAACGCUUCGCAGCCAAUCAACUACAUGCAUUUUGAUGGGAGCACUUUCUUCGCCGAGACUGGCAAAUUCAACCCUCAUCCGGAGAGGAGGAAUUUCUGGGGCAAUAUCUACGACAGCUACUACAUCCCGCCCCCGUCUGUAGCGGGCUCCAGUGACAGAGUAAUCGGGUUUGCAGUCGUUGUUUUGGUGUUGCAAGCCGUUCUUAGGUUCUUAUAGUCGUUUUUAAAUGA
Messenger RNA from Plutella xylostella (diamondback moth), 1810 nucleotides. Its product is annotated as venom carboxylesterase-6. The record is from RefSeq and is a predicted model, not a curated record. Lineage: Eukaryota; Metazoa; Arthropoda; Insecta; Lepidoptera; Plutellidae.